AUGGCCGACAGCUUGAAGAUGGGAAACCUCUCCCUCAAUGAAUCGCAGCAUGCGCCUGCCCCUUCUACCGCCUCCUCUGGUCGCGCUGCCUAUAUUCCGCCUCACCUCCGCCAGCGCCAAAUGGGUGCGAACAUGGACGGUGCCGCCCCUCCCCCUCCUGGUCCCGCCGCCGCCGCCCCCCCUCAGGCUGGUGGCUCCUGGGGUGCUCGUCCCCCCCGUGGCGGUAACUGGGCCAAUGCCAACGACUUCAGCCCUCGCGGUCCCAAUGGUAACACUAGCUGGACUCCCACCGAUGGUCUCCGCCGGCCCUUUAACCCAAAUGCUUACGGAAACCCAGGUCAUGGAGGCGGAGGCUCCAGCAGCUCCUACGCUAGAGGCUCUGGUGACGGCCAGUGGCGUGACGGCAAACACAUUCCCGGCCCUCCCAACCCCCGCGUGGAGCGUGAACUCUUCGGCCUGCCCAACGACCCCUCCAAGCAGAGCACUGGUAUCAACUUCGCCAACUACGACGACAUCCCUGUCGAAGCCUCUGGCCAGGACGUCCCGGAACCCGUCAACGCCUUCACCAACCCCCCCUUGGAUGACCACCUGAUUUCCAACAUCGCCCUUGCUCGCUACCUGACCCCGACUCCCGUCCAGAAGUACUCCAUCCCCAUUGUGAUGAAUGGCCGUGAUCUCAUGGCCUGUGCCCAGACGGGUUCCGGAAAGACUGGUGGUUUCCUCUUCCCCAUCCUCUCCCAGGCGUUCCAGAACGGUCCUUCUCCCACCCCCGCCCCGGCUGGCGGUCAACUUGGCUACGGACGCCAGCGCAAGGCCUACCCCACCUCGCUCAUUCUGGCCCCCACCCGUGAACUGGUUUCCCAGAUCUUCGACGAGGCUCGCAAGUUCGCCUACCGCUCGUGGGUUCGCCCUUGCGUUGUCUAUGGUGGUGCCGACAUUGGCUCUCAACUCCGUCAGAUCGAGCGCGGAUGUGAUCUCUUGGUCGCCACCCCCGGUCGUCUGGUCGACCUCAUCGAGCGUGGUCGCAUCUCCCUUGUGAACAUUAAGUACCUCAUUCUGGACGAGGCCGAUCGCAUGUUGGACAUGGGUUUCGAGCCUCAGAUCCGUCGCAUCGUUGAGGGUGAAGACAUGCCCCACGUCAACGACCGCCAGACUCUCAUGUUUUCGGCCACCUUCCCUCGUGACAUCCAAAUGCUCGCGCGCGAUUUCCUGAAGGACUACGUCUUCCUGUCCGUCGGUCGUGUCGGUUCCACUUCGGAGAACAUCACCCAGAAAGUCGAGUACGUCGAAGACCACGACAAGCGCUCCGUCCUGUUGGAUAUCCUCCACACGCACGGCACCAGCGGCUUGACCCUCAUCUUCGUCGAGACCAAGCGCAUGGCCGACUCGCUCUCGGACUUCCUUCUCAACCAGCGCUUCCCUGCUACCGCCAUUCACGGUGACCGUACUCAGCGUGAGCGUGAGCGUGCCCUGGAGAUGUUCCGUUCCGGACGCUGCCCCAUCCUGGUGGCUACCGCUGUCGCCGCUAGUGGUCUCGAUAUUCCCAACGUGACCCACGUCAUCAACUACGAUCUGCCUACUGACAUUGACGACUACGUUCACCGUAUCGGUCGUACCGGUCGUGCCGGAAACACCGGUAUUGCCACUGCCUUCUUUAACCGUGGCAACCGUGGUGUCGUCCGUGAUCUGAUCGACCUUCUGAAGGAGGCUCACCAGGAGGUUCCCACUUUCCUGGAGAGCAUUGCUCGUGAGGGCAGCGGCUAUGGCGGUCGUGGCGGCCGUGGUGGUCGUGGCCGCGGCGGCAACGCUACCCGCGACAUGCGUCGUUUCGGCGGCGGUGGCGGUGGCAUGGGCAGUGCUCCCUCCUACGGCGGUGGCUACGGCGGCGGCGCUGGUGGUUACAGCAGCGGCGGCGGCGGCAGCUUUGGCGGUGCUCCCUCCUACGGUGGUGGUUACGGCGGUGGCUACGGUGGCGGUAGCUACGGCAACCCCUCUGGCCCUACGGGACCUUCUUCCUGGUGGUAA
This is a messenger RNA of Aspergillus terreus NIH2624, 2025 nucleotides long. Its product is annotated as DEAD/DEAH box helicase. The record is from RefSeq and is a predicted model, not a curated record. Gene Ontology annotation, molecular function: RNA helicase activity; RNA binding; ATP binding. The transcript is spliced from 2 exons. NCBI's taxonomy places the organism in Eukaryota, Fungi, Ascomycota, Eurotiomycetes, Eurotiales, Aspergillaceae. Gene Ontology annotation, cellular component: nucleus. Bases 1 to 2025 code for a protein of 674 amino acids.